AUGAAAGACGGAAAGACCCUCCACGGCAGCAACAAACAGCCCGUCAACUCCACAGCAAUCUACACACUCCUCAUCCUCCUCUCCUUCUACAUCGGCUACUUCUACGCCGCCGACGACAACAACAACAACCACCCCGACUCCCAACUACCAACAACAACAACAACUGCCACCACCGCCGCCAUGACUCUCCCCGCGGAGCUCGACAACUUCCGAGCCUCGCCCAACUGCGCCGCCAACCCCUUACCCACCCGCCAAAUCCGACAAACCCUCAUCGACCGCGUCUACGGCGGCACCUCCCCUUUCCACGACUUCCCGCCGCCGCACGUGGCCGGAUCCCUCCGCCACAAGAGCCUCAAGGGCUGGGGCUCCACCACGCCCGUGUUCCGCCACCUCAUCGAGGAGGUCCGGCCCGAGGUCAUCAUCGAAGUCGGGACCUUUCUCGGCGCGUCGACCGUCCACAUGGCCAAGCUGGCGCGUGAGCUCGGCCUCGACGACACGGUCAUCUUGUGCAUCGACGACUUCCGCGGGUGGGCCGGGUUCAGGGAGGAGUUCCCCUUUAUCAAACAAGUCAACGGCGAUGUGAUGCUGUUGUAUCAGUUCAUGCAGAACGCGGUUUAUACCAACGUGACCGGUUCGGUCCUGCCGCUCCCGUUCUCGGCCGGUUCGACCCUGUCCGUGUUGUGCGAGUGGGGGGUGACCGCGGACCUGAUCGAGAUCGAUGCGGGUCAUGAGUUUACCUCGAUUUGGUCCGAUCUGAACCGGGCGUACCGGUUGUUGCGACCCGGUGGGGUCAUGUUUGGGCAUGACUAUUUCAUGGUGGGGGAUAGGCGUUCGGUCAGACGGGCGGUUCAUUUGUUCGCCCAGAUGUAUGGCCAUACGGUCCAGAUCGAUGGCCAGCAUUGGGUGCUGCGGACCUCUUGA
Molecule: messenger RNA, 921 nt
Organism: Linum tenue
Lineage: Eukaryota; Viridiplantae; Streptophyta; Magnoliopsida; Malpighiales; Linaceae
Source: the annotation of a GenBank genome assembly